UUCAUCUUCUCCUCCUCCUCCUUUCUUGAUGCUCACUCGCCUAUAAAUAGCUCUCGCUGCCUGCCAUUGUUACUCAAGCUAGCAAGCAAGAAGCACAAAAGAAGCCAACACCAAUCAAGGCCUCCAUCCAAUCCCAAGCAACCUCGAAGAUGUCUUGCUGCGGAGGAAGCUGCGGCAGCGCCUGCAAGUGCGGCAACGGCUGCGGCGGCUGCAACAUGUACCCCGAGGUCGAGGCCGCCGGCGCCACCCUCCUCGUCGCCGCCACCGCCACCCACAAGGCGAGCUCCGGCGGGAUGGAGAUGGCGGCGGAGAAUGGCGGCUGCGGCUGCACCCAGUGCAAGUGCGGCACCAGCUGCGGCUGCUCCUGCUGCAGCUGCUAGAUCAUUGAUCAUCGAUCAUGCAUGCACCGCGCGCAUGCAUCAUAUCUAUGAUCGAUCCAUCCAUCCAUCUAGUACCAUGUAACGCUACCUGAUCGAGGGUCUUUGUAUGUAUGUAAGCACCUGCCAGCAUGAGCAGAGCAGGUGCACUCCCAUGCAUGUAAACCGACCCCUAAAUAAAAUCUCCCGUGGUUUAACCUA
This is a messenger RNA of Triticum aestivum (bread wheat), 578 nucleotides long. Its product is annotated as metallothionein-like protein 2C. The transcript has 2 exons. The record is from RefSeq and is a predicted model, not a curated record. Gene Ontology annotation, molecular function: metal ion binding. NCBI's taxonomy places the organism in Eukaryota, Viridiplantae, Streptophyta, Magnoliopsida, Poales, Poaceae. Bases 150 to 380 code for a protein of 76 amino acids.